Molecule: messenger RNA, 438 nt
Organism: Plasmodium cynomolgi strain B
Lineage: Eukaryota; Apicomplexa; Aconoidasida; Haemosporida; Plasmodiidae
Exons: 2
Coding region: 1-438 (145 amino acids)
Source: RefSeq, a predicted model, not a curated record
AUGAGAAAUUUAGAACAUUAUUCCUUAAAUCGCUAUGAUUACGAGUUUUUAAGUAAAAUUACUUAUGAUUUUAUUGAUAAAUAUUUUGAAAUGUGUGAUUAUGAAAUGAGUAGUAAAAAAAAUAUUAAAAAAUGUUACUAUUAUCCAGAUAUUAAAUUUAUUGAAGCAAUAAAAGUAUCAUUAUUAGAUAUUUUUGAUAGUAAUACGGCAAUCAUUAGAUCAACAUUAAUGAAUCAAGAUGAACCAAUUAGUACUCCUUGUCGAAAAUAUAUUUGUGAAUGUGUUAAGACAUAUGAUGGUAUGCAGCAGAAUUACUGUCUGUAUGAAGCAGGUUAUGAAAAGCAUAAAAAUACAUGUUCAAGAUUAGAGAAGUUUAGGGAUACAUAUAAAUUGUAUAUUCAGAAUAAUGAAGACCUAAAAGAUAAAUACCUUCAUUAG